GCUGUGGCUAAAGAAUAUCUCAAGGUGGGCGGAGAUGUGUCGAUGGUAGGGGUUUUCACUAUGCUUAGCCAUAGCCCACUAUUGAUGUAUAGGCCGUAUCAGGUUCGAGCAGGCACUUGCGAGAGUGUGUUUCCAUCAUGGGAUGAAAUGGAGAAUAUUUCGUUAGAUAUGACAGUAUCAGAUCUAUAUAGGUUCAGAAUGGACUGCGUGGCCUUUCUGAUGGAUGGUACAGUAGACGCUGCAACGGCUGCCCAACUGCCUCUAAACACAAUAGGGUAUCAUCCCACCAGCACCGCCUUGACUGUUACUGCGCCCAACCAUGAUAUAAACACUAGUAAUAAUACAUAUACACACUCGCAUGUGAGCAUACAACAUUACAUGGGUGGAACAGGUCAACCACAAUACAAUCCCACCGCCAAUGUCAGCAGUGCCCCCCAUGUGAACAACAGAGUGCAAAGGGAUGUCCCUGUUAGUAGACGUAGGUUGCGCGUAGAGAAGACGAAGAACAGCGUCACCACCAAAUGGGUCGUAGAUUUGAACGGUGUAAGGAGGCACGGGUGUACGUGGGAAAACUGUGACAAGUCUUUCACAGCCGCUCACUCUCUUAUGGUUCACAUGCGCUCUCACACUGGCGAACGUCCUUAUGAAUGUCAAUACGAAGGAUGCGAUAGGAAGUUUUACGAUUCAGGGAGCCUUACCAAACACAAUCGGAUCCACACGGGCGUGAAAAAUCAUGCAUGUAAAUGGCCAGGGUGUAAUUUGAGGUUCGCGCAGAAUGCGCACCUGCAGCGACAUGCGUCGAGCGUGCAUGAGAAGAUAAAGCCGUAUCCAUGCCCAUGGACCGAUUGUGAUAGGAUGUUCGCCCGAAAAUCACACAUUAAAUCACACUAUCUUAAACAUACGGGAGAGCGACCGUAUGUAUGUAGUUGGGAGGGGUGCACGCGAACGUUUCAACAAUCUGGAACACUCAAGACACACAUGCGAACACACACGGGGGAGAAACCCUACAACUGUGAAGAUACUGACUGUGAUAAGACUUUUACAUCGGCGAAUGGACUUCGGCAACACCGCAUUCGCCACCACGGGGAUGCAGGUGAACUCGAACCCGAAGAAGAACGAGAGACCGAGCAGGAAGCCCUCUAGUGUCCAGUAUGAAUAGCCUAUAGGAACUUUGAUUACAUUGGUGUCUUACAGCUGCGCCUAAGGUGGCGAAGUAUCCAUUUUGUCGCUUGUAAUAAACAUCAAGUCUUGAGUAGCGAUAGUGCUGCACAUGCCCAGUGUGAUCAAACUACAUAUUAAAAGUGGUCAUUCCCUUUUUGAAUCGGAUAGAGAGAUGACUACAAAGUAAGUAUAUCUCUAGUCCUCCGCAAGUCUAGAUAAAAA
Molecule: messenger RNA, 1383 nt
Organism: Sphaeroforma arctica JP610
Lineage: Eukaryota; Ichthyosporea; Ichthyophonida
Exons: 2
Coding region: 43-1143 (366 amino acids)
Biological process (GO): regulation of transcription by RNA polymerase II
Cellular component (GO): transcription regulator complex; PcG protein complex
Molecular function (GO): RNA polymerase II cis-regulatory region sequence-specific DNA binding; DNA-binding transcription factor activity, RNA polymerase II-specific
Source: RefSeq, a predicted model, not a curated record